AUUAUUUUCUAGUUUUUUUUUUUUUUUUCAUUUUUCAUUUUUUCCUUGGUGGGUCAAGCGAGCAAAGUGAGCCCAAUAUUUGGAACGAAAGAAGCGCCAAACCCUAACACGGAGGUUAGUUUCCGAGUAGCAUCAUGGAAUCGGAACCGAAGAAGGAAACCGAAGUGGCUCCGGCUCUCAUCGCCGUCCACCCCGACCAGUCCUCCGUCGCCGUCGCCGUCGGCCCCCACCUCCGCGUCUUCGAUCUCCUUGCCGGUUCCGCAGCCUCCUUAAUUGACGACUCCGACGCCGUUCCCUUCCACAAGGACAACAUCAGAGCCAUUCGCUUCGGCGCCAGCGGAAAACUCUUAGUCUCCGCCGGUGACGAUAAAACCGUCAAGGUCUGGUCAACGCAGUCGUGGCGCUGCAUCACCACCGUGUCCUCCGAGAAGAGAGUAACCGCUGUUGCCGUUAGCAACGACGGAACCUUCGUGUGCUUCGCGGAUAAGUUCGGCCUUGUUUGGGUCGUCGAUCUCGAUCCACCGUUGCGCGAUAAGAAACCGGCACCGCUUCUUUCUCACUAUUGCAGUAUCAUCACUAGCUUGGAAUUUUCACCGGAUGGUCGCUUUAUUUUAAGUGCUGAUCGUGAUUUCAAAAUUCGCGUUACUAAUUUUCCCAACAAGCCCUUGAAUGGAGCUCACCAGAUACAGAGUUUUUGUCUCGGUCAUACAGAGUUUGUUUCCUGCCUUGCCUUCAUUCAGUCUCAGGAGUGCCCUCAAGGUCUUCUUGUCUCUGGAAGUGGUGAUUCCACAGUUCGGUUGUGGGAUAUCACCUCUGGAGCACUCUUAGAUACCUGUGAGGUUGCAAUUAAGGCAGGACUUUUAGAGUCUAAUGGCAAAGCAGAGGAGCAUGGCCAUGCUGUUACUGAUUUAUGCACCAUCCAGGAUGGUUUGCUUGUUGCAGUAGCCAUUCAGAGUUUGCAAGGAAUAGUAUUGUUGAAUUGCAAUGUUUCAGCACAAACUCUCUCUCUUGCAAAGGUGGUUUCUGUUGCUGGAGAGGCCUUUGUCCCUACCUGCUUGGGGAGCAGCUCCUCUACAGGGAAAUUGUGGAUGGUUACAGGUGUCUCUAAUUUACCUGGUUGUAAUAACCCCUCUUUGGCUCGUGUCCGAGUAAUUUCUGGUAUUGAUGUUAAGCAAGAGCCAGUUGUUCUGGAAGAUGAUAACAUACCUGGGAGAGAAAAGUUGCUAGAAACGUUGCAAGGAACUGCAUCCGUUGAUGACAAUGUGUUUUUAGCAGCAGCUGAAGCAGUCAAAGCAGCAAUGUGCAACCUAUUGAUAAAAAAACAAUACCCUUCAGAGAAUAGAGAAUAUAGGAAGAAAAGCAGAAAUGAUAGAAAACUCAAGGGCUAGCAUUUUAUUUAUUUAUUUUGUUUUUUUUUAUUAAUAUAUGAAGCAGCUUAGCUCGAUUUCCUCGAUCACUAGUUUCCAAGGACUAUUCUUGAUUAUCCAUUUUAUUUAUUUUCUGAUUAACUGUGCAUCUGAAAUAUUAAACCGGAUUGCGAUCAAUUUUAUGGUAGGCCUUUUUAAA
Cajanus cajan (pigeon pea) is the source of this 1566-nucleotide messenger RNA. It is a transcript of the gene TRM82, whose product is annotated as Transducin/WD40 repeat-like superfamily protein. Gene Ontology annotation, molecular function: protein binding. Gene Ontology annotation, cellular component: tRNA methyltransferase complex; nucleus; cytosol. NCBI's taxonomy places the organism in Eukaryota, Viridiplantae, Streptophyta, Magnoliopsida, Fabales, Fabaceae. Gene Ontology annotation, biological process: RNA (guanine-N7)-methylation; tRNA modification. The record is from RefSeq and is a predicted model, not a curated record.